AGAGCGGACCGUCGUCGCUUGCGAGGUUACUAGCUAGCUAACGCUUUCGGUUUUGUGUGACAUUUAUAAAAUACUGUGCAAAUCUAAAAGGGGAAGUGAGAUCUAGUUAUCGUAAACAUAGUUAUUUGACGAACUAGCUGGCUAAAUGAAGUUGUGAUAUUGACGUUUAUUCGUGGGGAUUAGAUUUGACUAGUAAUUUGCAAACUUACAAGUUUGUAGGUUAGGGUGUAUGCUAGCUGCAGAAACAUGUUUUUUUAAAUCGCGAGUUAGGAGUAAACAUUUCAUCCGACAGAGCCAAGUAACAGCUCUUGCUUGGCUUUAAUUAAACAGUUAAACAGGGUAGCUUGUGUGUGGUUGUAUUUAGUUAAUCAACGAGCUAAACAUUUGCUGACAAGCAGUUGCGUGGCUCUGCGUGGAUACAACUGUCAAAUGUCUCUUUUUUUACGCGACUUUCGAUUUGUCACAAUUUAGCAGUUGGGUCGUUUCCUUUUCAUACACUUGUAACAACAGGUUUUCAGAUUAGUAGCUAUGGUUGCCUUUUCAAUUAAAAUGGAAUUCAUGCGAUUGGCAACAUUUACCUCAAGAACACAUUUCUAAAUACCACUCCACUCACUGAACUUCAGCACCCCAUGGAUGCAUGAGAGUGCUUUAGGUCAGGGCAGUGUGGAGGGAGAAGCCACAGGACACCAUUUUGUUCCAGUACGGCCUCCAGAGGUGAGCAUGGAGUGGCUUGUGACAGCCCUGGAGAGGGACCUGGGUGUGGACCGGCGACAGAUGGGCCCAGGUCUGCGGCCUCAGGAGCAGGUGGCUCUUGUUCCAACCCGUUGGGUCCUGGGGCUUCGGGAGAGGAGGGUUACCCGAUGUGCACGCUAUGAGGGCGUGAGUGAGGGAGAGGUGCAUACACUGCUCCAGCGCUCCCAGGUGAAGCUGCCAUCUGGCUGGACCCGGGUUUGCAUUCAAGGCCUGAGGAAAAGCAGACUUGGCUAUCGGCUGUCCAGGGAACCAGGCUGCCAAGGGGAGGGCAUCUCAGAGGAUUCGUUCUUCAGUCUCAUGCAAGGGGUUUCGGAACACAAUUUCAGGAACCUCUGGCGUCAGGCCCAUCGGAUCUAUGUGCAGCCUUAUGCAGGCACCGUGGAGCAGGCCCAAGUACUGGCGCUGGAUGCUGUACGCCAGGCUCUGCAGGCUGUGUUCUGCUGCCCCUUCAUCUCUACCGACCGGGUUUCUCCAUCACUGUCCCCGGCUAGAGAGAAGGAGAAGGAAAACCCUUUCCCGGCCUACACAUCACCUAAGCCUGGCAGAGACCAGCUUUGUCCUAACAUUCUCCCUGCAGAGGGCCUGCUGGAGUCAGGAGAAAUGCUCUAUGUGGUGUUACCUUACAGUCAGUACUCCCUCUAUGACAUUGUCACCUUUAGCCCUGCCAAACUUGCCAACAGCAAUGCCAAAGUUCUGUUCAUCCUGUACCAGCUGCUUACCGCCAUGCAGGCAUGCCAUUCUGUAGGGCUGUCCUGUGGAGAGCUGUCCCUGCAGGAUGUAGCUGUAGAUGAGCAACUCUGCAGCUAUCUCAAAGUCAGCUUAGCACAUUAUGAGGAGCUUGGGGAUGACAGGGAGGCUACGGAGAACGGAGGGGUAGGACACAGGCUAGGAAGAAGCCUAGAAGUGGACAGGGGCGAUGGUGCCAACAAUGGACAGCUCUGCUGGGACUGCUGUGAAGAGCUUAAAUCCCUUGUUUUGGACUGGGUCCAUGGACGAGUCAGCAACUUUCGGUACCUGAUGGAGCUAAACAAGCUAGCCGGGAGACGCGAAGGGGACCCAAACUAUCACCCAGUUCUGCCCUGGGUGGUAGACUUCACUAUACCUUUUGGGAGGUUCCGUGACCUUAGGAGAUCCAAGUUUCGACUGAACAAGGGUGACAAACAACUGGAUUUCACUUAUGAAAUGACAAAAGAGGCUCUAGCUGCAGCAGUGGCUAAUGGGGGCGGGGCAGGGAAUUUUGCAGGAGACAUAGGUGGAGCUAUAGGGACCAGUGGUCCGGGGCAACUGGAUCAUCUUCAUGUGCCACAUCACAUUUCAGAUGUGUUGUCGGACAUUACAUACUAUGUGUACAAAGCCCGGCAGACACCCAAGUCUGUGCUGUGCAGCCAUGUACGAUCGCAGUGGGAGCCCAAUGAGUAUCCAGCCAGCAUGGAACGCAUUCAGAGCUGGACCCCUGAUGAGUGCAUCCCAGAGUUCUACACAGACCCCUCCAUAUUUCGCUCCAUACACCCAGACAUGCCAGACCUAGAUGUGCCUCCAUGGUGUAACUCGUAUGAGGAGUUCAUUGAGGUGCACCGCCGCCUCCUGGAGAGUCGGGAGGUCUCUCAACAGCUACACCACUGGAUUGACCUUACAUUUGGUUAUAAGCUCUCAGGAAAAGAUGCUGUCAAGGCCAAGAAUGUGUGCCUACACCUUGUGGACAACCACACACAUUUGGCCAGCUACGGGGUGGUGCAACUGUUUGACCAGCCCCACCCACCCCGUCUUGCACCAUACCAGUACUCUCCUCUUGACCGUCCUCACCUUAGCUCAGUCACGGUCUGCUCAUCCUCCUGGCCUAACCCUUCACUUGAAACUGUAGUGGAUGGCGUGGACGGAAUGGUCCCGGAAGCGACCGGGUGUGAGUCAAGUGCCUGGACCGUAGUUGAUCGGGACGAGGAGCUGGAGCAAGGCAUGGAAGCCCUGGACUCUUUGAGUGCUGCUUCUGGUACUUCCACUGCAGCCUCCUCCUCUGUCCCACUGCCAUUAUCCAGUGUGGUUGCUGGGAAAGCCCCUACAGAAUCCACAGCUACGACUUUAUCCCAAUCUCCUUCUGUCUUUCCAAUUGACGGGACUGCUAAUGUCACAAAUGUCCUGGGGUCUGGCAUUCGAAGUGCCAUGCUACAAAGAGGCAGCAGUGUGAACAGGAAACAUAAAGAGGGGAUCGCCAACUCUACUAACACUGAGGACUUCAAGAUUAGUCUACCAGAGGGAUUCAGCCCCCUUCAGCCGCUUGAGGAGCUGGAGAGGCUGAAUAACUUCCUUGGGAAAGGACUGCAUGCACAAAUUCAUACUAAAGGUUCUGCAAGUGAAUCUGGACAUUCAGACUUGUCACUGGUAGCCACUCCUUCUCUCGCGAUACUCUUCCAGAGGGAUAUGCAAGCCCUGGGUGUCCUCAUUACUGAGAUCUUUUUCUCCCAUAAACUGCGGCACGUGAAGCCGAGCACCUCCCUGACCGAUCGGUUCCAGGUUGUAAUGAAGUUGUUCUCAGCUAGCUACCAUGAUGUGCCCCUACCCCUACUACCUGCCAUAGAAACCCUACUGCAGGUCCACAAGCACUCUAAAUUGACCAGUACAAACUGGAAGGAGAACAGGCUCCCCAGGCCUCUGCUUUUUGAAUAUGACCCAGUUUUUGAGGGCCUCCCCCCUCCCAGUCCCUGGCAGCUUCUCAGUCCGUUUCUGUCACCACUUCCAUUCCCAACCUACUUCCGUGCUCUUCAUCAGUUCAUCUUCUCCUACCAUGCCAAGAUGGAGUCCAUCAGCACCACCCCAGGCCGUGACAUCAUCUUCCACCUGUGGCGGCAGCUGGAGUAUCUGUUGCAGGGUGAGAUCACGGCAGAGGGACUGGAAAUUCUCCUACCCUUUGUGCUUGCACUCAUGUCAGAAGAGUCCACUGCCGUGUAUGCUGCCUGGUACCUGUUUGAGCCCAUCUCUAGAGUGCUAGGGCCACGCAACACUGCUAAGUAUUUGUUGAAGCCCUUAGUGGGUGUGUAUGAGAGCCCGCGGUGCCUGCGGGGCCGUUUCUACCUCUACACCGACUGCUUUGUGCUGCAGCUCAUCGUGCGACUUGGCCUGCAGGCUUUCUUGUCCAGCCUCUUGCCCCAUGUCUUGCAGAUCCUUACGGGUUUUGAAAGCUGCAGCACUGGGGCUGGGGCUGGGGCUGAGUGGGAGGGAAACAAGGCCCUGAGGAGUGGCAGAGUAGACCUAGGGGAGGAAGAGGAUGAAGACUAUGAAUGUGGAAAAGGAGGGGCAUCCACAGGGUCUAUAAGCGGAAAGGCAGGAGGGGGCAGUGGAGGUGGUGGUGGUGUGGUUGACGCUGGGCUGAUGGAUUACUCUUCAGGGAUCAGCUUGAAUGACCAGGUCUUCCUAUCUGAAGGCGAGGACUUCCAGAAUGGUUUCUACGUCAACAAUGGGUCAGGAGCACCAGGCGGGGUCGGGCUGCAUGGGAAGCCACAUUGCCAGAAUUCUGUGGUGAAGGACCAGGACCAAGAGUCUCUGAGCAUGGGGAAGUUGAGUGACAAGAGUAGUGCCAGCGAGGUCUCUAUCGGAGACACUGACUCUGCCAAGGACCGGACCAGCCUAAAGUCCGCAGACAGCAGUCAGGACCUGAAGCAGGCCAGCGAGGGGGAGGAUGGAGUGGAGCUGGAGGAGGAGGAGGAGGGAGAGGAAGGAAAAGAGAGCACAGUCGGUAGUGUCCCCAGUCUGGAGCUCACCCUUUCAGGCCACACUGAGGAGUCUGACUCCACAGUGGUCACCCUGGAUGGGAAGAUUUUAAGCAGGAUGGAGCUGGAGGAGGCGGAGAAGGACAUGGUGGGAGAAGAGGAUGAUUCAGACCUCACAGAAGACUCUGAGGAGAAAGAGCACAAGAUACUACUGGACACUGUGUGUAAGACGGUCAGAUGGCUUGCCGCAAAGCUUGGGCCCACUGUGACAUCUCGUUAUGUUGCCAGAAAUUUAUUACGCCUGCUCACGACCUGCUACAUUGGCCCUGACAAGCACCAGUUUGUUCCCUCUGCGUGGGAGGAGAACAGUGUGGAAAGUGUGGGCAGUGUGUACGAGAAGCGGCCUGUGGUCGGGGACCAAAUGGCCCGGCCUGUCCUGGACUGUCUCAUCUACAUUGCACACCUGUACGGAGAACCUGUGCUCACCUACCAGUACCUGCCCUACAUUGGUUACCUGGUGUCUCCACCUUCCUCCUGUCGCUUGAACACACGUAAGGAGGCGGGGCUACUGGCAGCAGUGCUCCUCACACAGAAGAUCAUUGUUUUCCUGUCUGACACCACACUGAUGGACAUGCUGAUGAAGAUCAAUCAGGAUGUGAUCCUGCCUCUGCUAGAUGUGCUCACCUCUCCUAGGAUGGGUUUUCCCAGCGGCGUACAGACACGCUCUGCGGUGUGUCUGAAGACCCUCAGCCUCAUGGCCCUCAUUUGCCUGCGCAUCGGCAGGGAGAUGGUGCAGCAGCACAUGGUCGACACCCUGUGCAGGUUCUUCAGAGUGUUCUCCCUGCUACACAGUCUCCACACACAGGUGGACACGGCCCCUCGCAGGGAGGUAGGAGAAUACACCCUGGUGGAUCUGCACACCCCAGAGGGGACUGAGGUCACCUGUGAGCUGGGGGUGCUGGAGGAGCUGCAGGCCGUGUUCAACUCUGAGAUGGCCUACGCUUCGUACAUCCCCUUCAACUGCCUCAUCGGCGAUUCUGCGAUCAGAAAGCUGGUGCCGAACCACGAACUGGUUUGGCACCUGGCGCAGUCUUAUCAUGAGCAGGUCAGCCCAGGUAGCUCUGACCCUCCACCGGCCGCGGGACCCCAGGCGGACGGCCCUAUGUCCCCCAGUCACCUUUCUCCAGGCCUGGGCCGGCUCGCGGGCUGCAGCCCCUUCCCCGCCCCAUCUUCCAGCUCCACCCCCAUGGGCGGAGACCCCCUCCCCGAGUCCGGCACCUUCGGUAGCCACCUGGUGGGAAACCGCAUCCAGGUGGCCCAGGGUUCGGACGUUUGUGGAAGCCCCAACCUGUCCACACUGGACACCUGGGGACGUCAGAACUCCGGCCACCUGCCUCUGGCCGCCAACCCGGGUUCGUCCUUCGCCACCUCCUUCACCUCUGGCUCCUCCUCCUGGGUGCUGGGCCCCACCCCCGAGGACAGCGCUCUGAAGCAGGAGCUCCCGCGGAGCAGCCGCGCCCUCCUGGGCAACUGGCUGGCCUACUGGCAGUAUGAGAUCGGCCUGAACCAGCAGGACCCGCACUUCCACUUCCACCAGAUCCGCCUGCAGACCUUCCUGGGCCACUCCGGCACGGCCAAGUGCCUGGCGCCGCUGGCCGGGGAGGACUACUUCCUGUCCGGCAGCAAGGACAAGACGGUGAGGCUGUGGCCCCUGUACAACCACGGGGACGGCACGCGCGAGGUGGACCCGCGCCUCACCUACGCUGAGCACCGCAAGUCCGUGUUCUACGUGGGCCAGCUGGAGGCGCUGCAGGAGGUGGUGAGCUGUGACGGCACCGUGCACCUCUGGGACCAGUUCACAGGAAAGCAGAUCCGUACGUACGAGCCUCUGGAUGGGAAGAACCCCAUCACUGCCGUGACCACCAUGCCCCCGCCCCACUGCGGCGUGGUGUUCGGCAGCGCGGACUCUGUGCUCCGCUUCAUCGAUCCCCGAAAACCGGGCCUGCAGCACGAGUUCCGACUGGCCUAUAACAACGUGAGCGCGGGGCUGAUCCGCUACCUGGCGGUGAGUCCGGGGGGGCGCACGGUGGCGGCCGGCUUCUCUUCAGGAUUCAUCGUGCUGCUGGACGCCCGAACCGGCCUGGUGCUGCGCGGCUGGCCCGCCCACGAGGGCGACAUUCUACAGAUGAAGGCUGCAGACGGAAACCUGGUUAUCAGUUCCUCCACAGAUCACACACUUACAGUGUGGAAGGAACAUAAACCUCUCCACCAGUACAAGUCCCCCUCCGAUCCCAUCCACGCCUUUGACCUCUAUGGUUCUGAGAUUGUGGCGGGUACUGUGGCCAAUAAGAUUGGAGUAUAUUCCAUGAUGGACAUCUCCGCCAGCCCUGCCAGCUCCACGAAGCUCAGCUCCGAGAACUUCCGCGGGACACUGACCAGCCUCGCAGUCCUGCCCACGAAGAGACUGCUCCUCCUGGGCUCAGAAAAUGGAGCCAUCAGGCUCCUGGCCUAGACUAGUUCCAGGUUCCCCUGCUCAACCUGGGAAUGGCUGAGUGUCUUUCCCCCCAGCAACAGAUUUUUGUUUUCCUGUGCCACCUUUACCCCUUUACCCCCAUUCCAUUCCAGGGAUGGAACCUUCUCAAGCUGUACUGUUUCGGAACCUACUAAUGCCCGACUGGUGUGGCUGGCUUUAGUUUUCUAUUGUAGUUCUCAGGCAGAAAGAGAUUGCACAGUUUUUUCUAGAAUGAUAUGCCAUGUAAACUCACCCAGACAGGAGAAAAAAGUCUCAGUCUUUCAUCUGGAAAAACAAUGUGUUAAAUAGCUAGGUGGCUAAUCUUGAAAAAUUUCCAGAUUGUUAUAUUUUAUGUACUCCUUUAUAUAACUUCUGUUUAGGGCAUUGCAAUUUGUAAAAAAUAUGUUAUACAUGUAUUGUUUGCUAAAUAUAAAGCUGGCAUAGCUAUCAAUGGCUGUAGCUGUCACACCUGCGUUGGUGGUAAGGUGAACUUGGCGAGAAAUAGUACAAGGCAAUUUGGAAGCGUGAUCUUUCAAUUAAUUUGUGAAAUGCAUGCCAAGGAAUAUUAGCCAUUAGCCAUAGCCUCCCAUGAUAUAUCCGACUGCUAGCUCCACCCCCGGAGUUUCAGUUCACCUAGUGGGGCUGUACCAUUGCACAGUUUUUGGGGGGAGCAGUGGGGGGGUGUCAUUUCACAUCUUUCCCAUUUAGAUGUAGAGUAGUUUGUUUUAGUUGUAUUAUUAUUAUUAUUAUUAAUAAGAUACUAAGGCUGAAUGAGAGCUCUUCAGAACAAAUUUUUUAAAUAUGAAAAAUAAACAGAUGAGCACUACUGGUGUAGUGAUAUGGACCUUGUGCAGAGGACCUUGUACAGUCUUUAGCCAGUGACCAAAGUAACAUAUUCUUAAUUGUCCCGCAUGCAUAAGGAAUAAGGAUGGAUUGGUAAAAGAAAACAAACAAUAACAGAAAAAACUGCUAAUUUUUCUUUUUGAUUUUCUUAUAAAGCACUCAAGACUACUGAAGUUGCUGCUGUGGCUUACUAAACGAGCUGCGCAGGUUCAGUCCAGCAUUCUUCUCCACAGGAAGAGGUCAGGAGAACAGCUCAGGAAGGAGGAGCCAGAUUGGGUUCAAAUGUAGCGUUUACACUUUCCAAAUAGAUGGGACAAGAGCACCAAAAAAAACGGGAUUCACAAGUCUGGUUACUUCUGUGAUAGUUCUGCUUUCAUGUUCUCUUAAGUGUACCAGGAACACAAUGACUAUGCAGUAUUUGAAAAUAUAAAUAUCUUUUAAAGUGAUUGCCAUGUAUGUAUACUAAAGAAUUUUCUUGACUAUAUAUUUUAUUAACCAUGAACAAUAAACCACACAAGAUUUUUCACUGGACACUGAGUCUUUCCGCAUGGUUUCGACUCCCAACUGUCGCAGGAGAUGGACUGAGUUUUACUUGAGAUCAGCUCAAGGGUAACUACUAGCGUUGGUGUAGGUCAAGUGAAAACAAACAGAACCUGUAAUUAUGGAGUCGCAUUGUACAUAGAAUUCAGCAGAAACUGGCAUGUUUUGAAACCUUCCCUUUUUAGUUAUGUUUCUCUCAUGCUUGGAUACUUUUUAAUUGUAAAUCAGCAUACAUGCCUCUUCAGGAUUUAUCAUAAAUCUACAAUAAUAGCGGUUGUCUUUGAUGUUUUGACUGUCGGUUAACAGGUUUAUUAGAUAAGGUUCAAGAAUUUGUUUUCAAAUAUCCAAUUUCCAUGUCUAUAAUUACCAUUUACAGGUGUCUGAAUUUUCCUUUUACAGUGCCCAGAACUGAUUUUAUGAAGGUUAUAGCUGAAAGCAGUAAGGAAUUCCAUUCUAGUGACUGUUGAAGGUUUCUAACCUUUCCAGGUCAAGAUGGGCAAUGUAAGUACAUCUUGGUCCCAGAUGGAGAGACAGUCAUAUUGCCAGGGUUUUCAGUAUGAACUUCUGUCUAUAUCUUCUGAAGAGAAGCACAUCUUUGGGCUUUGGACACCAGUCACUACACACUAACAUGUCUCCUAAUGUGUCCAACCUAGAAAUGGCAUUAGAUUUAUUGCACUUAUUUCUGCCCCUUGUGAUAAAAAAAGAAGUCCAAUCAACUAAGGGGGGAAAACUUUUAUUUGGAGGUGUGAUGCCCGUUGGUGCACUGUUAUAUUGAGUCUGAAACAAAGCUUGAGGUGCUUAUUUUACGUUUUACUGCCAGAGAGAGAGCGAGAGAGACGACACAGGCAGCCCAAGUACAAUGAGAUGUGUUGAUUCCUCCAGUAUCAAAAAUCCUGUUUUACUUUAAUCACCCCCUAAUAUUUGUGGGUGAACAUGUAUGUGUCAGUGAAUGAUGGGGGAAACUAUAGCUGAAAGAUUAUAGCGUUCAUAUAUUUAACAAUGUAUACCAAGUAGCCUGUUAAAGACAUUUAACCUUAGGGGACCAGUUGUAUGAGUUGCUUGAAUGAGUAUGAUGCAUGAUCUGUUGAGCAAGUAAUCAGUUUUCAGGAAACAGGAGCUUUCCUGAAAUCCAAAUGAAUCAUUGUAAGAGUGACUGAAAUGGGUGAUUCUUGUCUGUGAAAUACAGACUGUUUUAUUGGCUAUGAUUGCUUCAAGGUUAUUGUGAAAGUAAAAUUGUAGAGCUGUUCCACCCACAUUUCUGAUCCACAUGAUGCUUGGACAAAUCAGUGUCCAGUCAGUUAGGUCAGGGGUGGUCCUGGGGCAUCUCUGUGAAUACUGCUUUUCAGGCCAGUUGAAUCUGCUCUAAUGUAACCUUCUGUAGAUUCGUCUUAAUUUGACACUUUGUGUACUGUUGUAUUACUUGCCUUAUUAGCCCCCAUGUAUUCAUAAUGGCUAUGCUAGCCAUUAUGAAUACAUUUUACAUGUUCAUGUCCCAGGACAAUCAGUCAGAUGAACUAAGGCUUUCAUUUGUGCUGUCUGGAAAAUGAUUUGUUACAUCAUAGACACACUGUUGAAAUGUGUUCGAAAUGUGUUUUCUAAAAGUGUGCACUCCUGGUCACUGACACUAAAUUGGCUAGACAAACCUGUAUUGUGUUAAGAUGAAUUUAAAGAAAAUGUCCUGAAAGAACUCCCAACACCUGUUUUCAGCAACAUUAAUUGAUCGAGAGAUUGGCUUGAACCAGUAUACGCAGGGGUCCCCCAGGGCAGAGUUUGGGGUCACUUGAGUUGGGUGAUAUUCCUUGCUGGGGGAUGUUUGUAUCCCCAGUUUGUCCAAUCAAGUGGAACCCUGAAAAUCAAUGUUAUUUCAAGUUUAGUUUAAAAUUUGUUACCACAUCCAUGACUUUUGUAAAUAUUCCAUGAACUUAUGUCCUCUUCAGUAGGAACAAAGUAGUGGCCUGAUGAACAGCAAAUAAAAUGUCUUAUUCCUCUAUUUCAUUUUAAUGAAAUAAACUAAUACAAUGGCUAUUUUAUUUAUUAACAUGUUUAAUAAAAUACUGCAUAUGCAAAGGU
Anguilla anguilla (European eel) is the source of this 10419-nucleotide messenger RNA. RefSeq names its product WD repeat domain 81 (gene wdr81). Gene Ontology annotation, cellular component: mitochondrion. Bases 634 to 6966 code for a protein of 2110 amino acids. Gene Ontology annotation, molecular function: phosphatidylinositol 3-kinase regulator activity; protein binding. The record is from RefSeq and is a predicted model, not a curated record. The transcript has 12 exons. NCBI's taxonomy places the organism in Eukaryota, Metazoa, Chordata, Actinopteri, Anguilliformes, Anguillidae. Gene Ontology annotation, biological process: aggrephagy.